AUGACCCUCCCGCGCCUCUACGAAAAUGUCACGCUUCACUCUCACGCGGAAAUCCGAUACAUCGAUGGAAGGCCAGAAGGCUAUGGUGGUGGCAGUCCCUUCGCCAUGGGCCUGAACACGCUGGUAUCGCGCACCUUUACUGACUAUGUGCAAAAAUUUCGGGUCAUAGGCGACUGGCGAGAGCACGACAUGGGCGACUACAAGCAGGGCCGCGUUCCCGACAACAGCAUGGUACUGCAGAUAACCAUGCGCGCCGUGCUAGACAAGAUGAAGAACAUCACCACUUUCUCCUGGGAGCUCAAUACCCCGCCCCUGUAUACCGUCUACCAGGGUCUCGUCGGUAGAACCACGCUCACAUCUUUGGUUUUGCGAUGUCAAAACUGCCGCACACCUCGGCCCACGACCGUCAUACCGCCCAUACCAAAUCUCAAGUCAAUGGUCAUGUACGACAUCGACCCAUUGUGCUACCCUGAUGACAUAUCCAUGAUACUCCUGGGCUCCAAGAAACUCGAGCAGCUGAAGCUACACUGGAGUCCGCGUAUGCGGGAAAGUGGCGAGGAGUCGGUCAAUCUGCUGGCCAUCUUUGGCCGCUGUCUCGCUGCGCGGUAUGCUGUGCCCAUCAAGCGCCUGGCAAUAUACAAUCUCUAUACACGUUUCCACGGUGAAGGCGUGUACAAGGUCAUAGACUAUACAGUCCAGACAGAGGCCACCAUCAUCAAUUCCAUGGACUCCUCGGAUCCCAUGACCGUCUUCACCGACCAGCCCUGGCAAGUAGCUCACAAACCCUCCGUACCUGUGAACUUGAAGAUAUUACGGACAGACAACACGGACAAAGAAGGCGCAACCAUUCUGGGCCGGUUUCAAGGCCUCGACCGACUCUACCUUGUUGCCAAGAAGCGAGGCAGAGGCAUUUCAUCGAAACCCAAUACCGCUGCAGGCACACCAACAACGCCGUCAACGGCCACACCGGGUGUUGCUAGCGCAAACGGAACACCUACCGUCAGCGAGCACCAAUCUCGGAAUACAGCGAGUGAGUAUCUGGCGGCCAUCCAAAAAAAUCAUAGCUCCAUCCGUCAUCUUCUUCUGUCAGAUCGCUGGCAGCUGUCCUUCGAUACCUUUUACAAGCUCUGUCAAUCCUGUCCAAAUCUGGAACAGCUUGGAUUCUGUUUUCUGGCACCUCCUCUGGAGUCGAUGCGACAAGCCAUAGCCAUGGUACCCAAACUCUGGGCCCUCCGUCUUCUCCUCCCCCAGGAUGCGGAUGCCGCCGACAAGAUCGAUAACUUGGAUUCCGACAUGCACAUGUUCGCCAUCGCUACUGAGUUUUGGCGGCCAGAAUACAAGAAUCUAAAGUACCUCGGCAUAGGGGACAAUCAUAUAUACAAGCUAGGAGGUGUUUAUUUCCCGCCCAAGGCCAAGGAUGACACGCCCGACUGCCUAGAGAACGGUAUGCUAGCAAGAAGGUCAGGCCCCGGUCGUAAAGUGGAGCUUGUAAGCCGAGAGAGUGUCAAUCACAUUGAGAUUUGGGGCUUGGAUACGAUGGAAUUCGAUCCCUCACCGUCUUGA
Plenodomus lingam JN3 is the source of this 1563-nucleotide messenger RNA. NCBI's taxonomy places the organism in Eukaryota, Fungi, Ascomycota, Dothideomycetes, Pleosporales, Leptosphaeriaceae. The record is from RefSeq and is a predicted model, not a curated record.